Messenger RNA from Chroicocephalus ridibundus (black-headed gull), 6995 nucleotides. RefSeq names its product MET transcriptional regulator MACC1 (gene MACC1). Bases 143 to 2704 code for a protein of 853 amino acids. NCBI's taxonomy places the organism in Eukaryota, Metazoa, Chordata, Aves, Charadriiformes, Laridae. Gene Ontology annotation, cellular component: cytoplasm. The transcript is spliced from 5 exons. The record is from RefSeq and is a predicted model, not a curated record.
AGGUGUGCUCCCAGCACCUACCCGAACCCCGAACACGCCGGAGCUUUUCACAGCUGGAGAAAGAAUAAGUGCUCCUUCAACACUGCUGAUGUCUUGAGCAACAAUAUAAUUCGGAUCUAGGAGAAAACUCUUAGUUCCCAGAAUGGAGGAAAACACUUCCAGUAGUGGAACAGCUUCCCUAACCAGUGGAGAGAUUCCACGGAGCAGGUCAGAGGGGACUUUGAUUGACGUGGAUGACCGAACACCUUCAGCCAGCUACAAUGUCAAUGAAAGUAAAUUGGAUUUGGAUAUUCACUGGUCUGAUGUAUUCAAACAUGCCCGUGCUGUUUCCAAGACUAAUCCUUUCUGGAAUGAACUAUCAGCCUCCAAUCCUUUCGUACAUGACAUAGCUGUUUCAAAUAGAAAUGAAAAUAACAAAUACCUUUCGAUCUUAAAAGAAAAACCCUAUUUGUUCUCCAAAGUUUCUAGCAACAGGGAUUCUUUGGCUUCCUCAGGUGAUGAGCUAGAUAUUGAUUGUCUUCUAAGAAAGACUUCAUCAAGAAGAUCUGGACGAUCCAAGAGUGUCUCUGACUUCCUGGAUAUUGUUGAUAACCGAAAAUUUAAUCCUCGCAAGACACCACCUCAAAAAACUAUAGCUUCAGACAUGACGUGGCUUCAAAAUGACCGUGAAGCCUACAAGAUGGCUUGGUUGAGUCACCGACAACUCACCCGGUCUUGCCUAGAUUUAGAAGCCAUGAGCCAUAGUCCUGGAUGGGCACAAACGCAAGCUACAGACAUUCACGUGGUUUGUAAACUGAAUCAUGAAGGGGGUUCAGUACAGCUACCUGACUCAGAUAUCAACAUUCACGUGCCUGUGGGCCAUGUGUUACCUGGGGAAUUCCAAGAAGUUGGUUUAAAGGCUAUCCUUAACCCUCCAUCAUCAUUUAAUAAUGAAAUGUCUAGCACCGUAAGUCCUCUGAUAGAACUUACACUGAGCAACCUCAACACGAAGGAAGCUAUUUUCCUAGAGGUGAAAGUUGCAGCUAAAGUGAAGAAUGAUCCACUCAGCCAAGUUAUGAGUGAUAUUGUGUGUUUUUUUAGUCUCAAUAAAGAAGGGCCUUUUAAGAAACUGGAGAAUUGCUACACUUAUCAAGAUACCAUACAAGUGAAGCUAACGGACCUAAGUCACGUGAUGUAUGCGGUGAUCGCUGUACAAGCAAACAAAAUUCAGCCUCCAGCAACUAAUGUCUGGGACUACGUUCAUAGAACAGUCUCAGUUGGAAUUUAUGGUCCCAAAUAUAUUCAUCCAUCUUUUACAGCAGUUUUUACAGUCUUUGGUCACAACUACAUUCCAGGAAAACUUACAAUUUAUGAUAUAAAAAAGGGGGGGAAAAGUAUGCCUCCUGUUGUGUUUCAACUGUGGGGAAAACAUACAUUUCUGCUUGAAAAGCCACAAGAUCUAAACAUUUCUUUGGUAUCCUGUGAUCCAGAUUUUGAAGUGAAGCUGGAAGACCAAAGCAAAAAUAUUAAAGAGGAAGAGCUGAAAACUGGUGAAAUGGUCCGCCAACAAUUCCUGUUUUCCAUGCUUGGAUGUAGGGAGAUGCACUUCUUUGUUUUCCUCGUUCAGAUUAAAGUCUUAAAAAGUAGCCAAGUAAUGCAGUUCCAUGUUACGACUCCUGAUCCAGCUCCAAAAUUAAGUGGAAUUAUCAAUAAGCCAAAGCGCUUACACAACCGCAAAGAAAUCAAGUCUGCGCCUUUGCUUUUAAUACCAACAGUUAAAUAUCCAAAGUUUCAAGAUAAAACUUUGAGUGUUAAUACAUAUGGAGUGGCUUUGAAAACUGUGUUACGUCAAAAUAAGAUUGACUAUUUGCUAGAAUAUUUUAAAGGGGACACAAUAGCACUUCUAGGUGAAGAUAAAGUAAAAGCCAUUGGACAAACUAAAAUAAAAGAGUGGUAUGUAGGAGUUCUCAGAAAAAAGAUUGGUCUUGUACAUUGCAAAAACAUUAAAGUGAUUUCCAAAGAACAAGCUAUGGACACUGCUGAUAGUGAGCUAACAACCAGGAAUCUUGUUGAACAAAUUGCAUUGCCAUUCAAAAAACUGACUUACAUCUACUCUGUAGUUCUGUCUACAGUAUCAGAGAGUGUUUAUGAUUGGAGAGCUUUGGCUGAGGUGCUAGGAUAUUCACACUUGUCUUUGGAUGACUUUAAUGAGACACUUGCUGAUAAAGAAUCAGAGAGAGUAGCGCACAUUGUGAAGAGGAUGAAGGAAGAUUGCCACGCGAACAGAAAAAAAAGACUAUUUCUUUAUGAGCUCAUUGUUGCACUUUUGAAAAUAGAUUGCCAGGGAUUAGUGGCACGUCUUACCCAGGACACCAUCAUUUUGACUUCAGCUGUCAAGCUUGGCAAAUACUGGCGGGAGCUUGCGGAGAAGCUAGCCCGACUCACAAAGCAGCAAAUCGAGGCUUAUGAAGUACCCCACCAAGGGAAAAAUGGCGUGGUAGCUCUGGAGAUGAUGUGGAAGCCUGCAUAUGACUUUCUCUACACGUGGGGUGCCCAUUAUGGAGACAGCUACAGGGAUGUACUGCAAGAUCUGCAAUCAGCCUUGGAUAAAAUGAAAAACCCAGUAACAAAACAGUGGCGAGAGUUAACUGGAACGUUAAUUCUUGUGAACUGCAUGGAGGUGCUAAGGGCAAGUGCUUUCUCCAAAACAGAGGAAGAGGAAUAGUUCACCAAGAUAUGUUUUUGGGGAAAUCUCUUGAGAAACUGUACUGCUGAUAUUUGUGUUUCAGUGAUGCUUGCAGAACAGGACAGAAUGCCCCAUGGUUCUCAGCUACAGAUCGUCAGAACUUGCUAAGGACUACCAAAUAAAUAAGAAAAGAGUGGGGGAUUCAACUAGUGAGGUCAACAAAAAUGACUUGAAUUCUGCACUGUAGGUUGCAAAAAGGAGCUAUUUCUGAUUCAACUGACUUUCAGGUGGAGAUCAGUUUUAAAAACAGAACUAUGCAUGGUUGAGUUCAGCCUGCGGGGCCUAGGUUUACAUUUUUUGCAGUAGGGUAUUAAAAUUAAAUAUUUAAUACAUUAUUUUAAUUCGUGCCCAAAACCCUCAACUCUAAGUCAAUGGGUGCAGGGUAGCCUAGAAAAAAACUUUAGGAUUUUUCUGUUCUCAACUGAGACGAAAUUAAUCUCAUCUCACAAAACAGAAAUUCAACAGUUAUUUGCACCUGGAAAAAUUGAUGUGUGCUGCUCAGUCCUUCCAAAACAACUUCUGCUGUCUUUUCUGGAGACUGGAAGAGAAAAAAGCGAUGUCAUGGUCAAAGGUGAUUGGUUUGUUGAUGUAAUUCAACACUGUUUGUAUAUGUGGGGGUUUUUUGGUGUUUUUUUUUUGUUGUUGUUGUUUUGGGGUUUUUUUGACAUUCCAGCAAAUUUGUCUAGAUUCUGCUGAGCGGAAAUUCAGGAAGCCUUCUCGGCGUACACUGUCCGUCCCUCUGAACAUUUGCUUAUUCCUACUCUGUUGUUAAUAAAUAGGUAAAUAGGGAAGAGUGGGUACAAGGGCUGUAGACAGCUCACACCUGCUUCUGUUAAUAAUUUUCUUCCACCUUACUGUAUGAAGAAUAUGGGGUGAUGGCUAUUAUUUUCUCAAAAAAAGUUAACAGUGGCAUGCUUUUUAGAUGCAUUUAUUUAUGGAGCAAUUAAUUAUCAUUAGUCAUAUGCUCUAAAAAGAACCCUGCUUAGCUGCUAUCAACAAAAAUAUUUCGAUUCCAGAGUAGCUUAUUAUAAAUACAGAAAAUACAGGAUGAAUAAUAGCUACAGGCUAACCGAUGUUAUUUAAUUUUUUAACAUGAUGUUAAAUAUAUUUUUAGUUAAGUGGUAGAUGUAAAAGGUUAAAGCCAUUUUGAGCAGCUUUGAUCAACAUUCAUUCAGAAACUUCAGCAAAUACUCAUGACAACCAGUUGAAAAGAAAAUUGGUGUUCUGCCAUCAUUUGCAGUUGACAAGACAAAGCUAAAUUCUUUCAGGAGUACCGCAAAGGAGUAACAUUUCAGUCCAUAACCUGUGCUUCCACUUAGUUGAUCUCUACUAAGAAGGGAGGUUUUGUGAUUCUAAAACAAAACUGUACAUUUAAAUAUUUUUCUUCCCCUCCCCUUUCCUCUAACCUGCUUUCUUUUCUACUUUCAUUAGGCUUUCGCAAAGCACACAUAGCUCAGGAAGGAGGCUGAGGAAAGAGCACUUGCUUCAGUAAUAGGAAAUAGAAAGCAGAAUAGACCUUAAAUUAAAAUAAAUUCUUUAAAAUAAUACUUACAAAGUACCACCGCACAUUCCCAGGAAAACUUUUUGGAGGUUUCUCAGACUGCUGCUGUGAAACCUGAACAGGAUUUUGCAGUUGUGCAACAGGUCACACACCAUCUGCCUGCUUAAAACUGCAGGGAAAUACUUUUUUUGCUCCCUAAUAGCUGAAAUACCAGAGGAGAUCACAGAGAAAAUCUUUCAGAUUCACGAUGUUCUCUCACCAGCUGUUCUUCCCGUGUCCCAGCAGGCCAUGCUCACUUACUUAAAGCCUGUUAAGCACCUUUAUUUUUUCUUUUUUUUUUUCUUUUUUUCUUUUUUACCCUCUUUUGUUAACCUGGCUGCAGCAGCUAAGCAACUCAGGUUACUCCUGUUUCUGAAGACAGGUCUCUGCUUCCAUCCUUUUUUUUUGCACAUCUUAAUUUCUUACCUUUACUAAAUGUGUGUUUACUACACGGCCUAUUGAAAAAGAAAGUAAUUUCUUGGUUCAGUCCUGAAUUAUUCUGUUAUUGCUACUAGUCGAAAGAGGGGGAAAAGCUACCAAAAGCACCCAUUCCUAGUUGUGUGAUUUUACCAAAUAUGAAGGACAAGCUGCCCAAAGUCUUCAAGGCUGAAGGACAAUCCAUCCUGAGAAAGUGGUCAGUGAUCAGGAUUGGGAAGAGAAGUGCCUGGGGAGCAGAGGUUGCUGCCGGUUCUUCUCAUGGCCAGGCCCUUUCAUUGCUGUGAAACAACGGCAAAGUUGUUUCUGUCUUGAAUGAGUUGAAUUUGGCCCAGUAGAUUUAGCAAAUAUUGACUUAGUGAGUCAGUGUUCUCCUUAGCUUGCAGAAUUAUGCAACUGAUCCUCCAAGAAUAUUUCUUUAAAAGGGAAUUUAUAUCUGUCUGUAGUUGUGCUGUACUCCAGGGUCUUCGACUGUGGGCUUUGGUUGCUAAUUGCGCUCCCCAUUUUUACUUUAAGCUUCUGCUCAUAUGAAUGAAAUGUGCACUCGUGCAAUAUUCUGUUUACUUUAGCAGCCCACACUGGAUAUAUUAAAAAAAAAAAAGGGUAUUAAAACCCCAUAUUUUAUUCUCUAAUAUUCAAAACCACAAAAUGCCAACUGAGAGUGGAAGCAGCUGCACUCAGCGGCAGCACACAGCUAGGAGCACAUGGCUUUGGUAAACACACUCUGUUCUUGACCUUUUCUCCUUUCCUCCCACCCUGUCAAGAGAGAACAGCUUUCCCAUGAGCCUGCACACAUACCUUCUUGGAUUUCUGCGAAGUGGGAUGAGACUAACAACUCCUUGGGAGGAGACAAGGAAAAAUACCAGCCCCUGGUCUUUGCCUUAAAUGACCCUCUGCUUCCAGUUUACCAAUUUCUUUGAGUAGCCUGGGGAAAAGAGCUGUGUCAGCCAGUUCCAUUUCCCUUUGUAUGUGUAGGCAGAAAAAACACCCCUUUCACCUUCCUUCUAAGCUCUGAAUAGGUAUGUUUCUUAAGCAAAUGAGCAAAUGAAAAACUUGUGAGUGCACUGAUUGCUUUACAAUUCCACCUACCCAUGAGAGCUGGAAAAAUGGUUCCCUCAGGCCUGGCUGCACCUGAGUGGGGCAGACACCUUCCACAGUGGGCAGCGGCAAGGAAAAUCUAGCUGUCAGAAAUGAUGUUUUUCCAAUGAAGUUGGAAGCCACUGCUGUUGUUACAGUGCAGAGGUAUCUCAGCUCCAUGCUCCACUACCACAGUAAGGUGACAUAUUUCUGAAUUAAGAAGAGUCAAGACAGGAGAGAAAAGGUAAAUUAUUCCCCCACGUAAGUUCCAGUCGUCCAGUUGGGUUUUGGGAAGGAUUCUGUUCCUUAGAUUUCACUCACUUUUUUUUGGAAAGCAGAGGUUUAGGGAAGGGAAAGGAAGUUUCUUUUAAAAUAUAAGUAAAGGGCUACUCCCCAAGAAAGUCUACAGGCAGCAGGUCAGACACCAAGAGCAAGCUGCAGGUUGAAGGGCGUUCUUUGGGGAAUUGUCCAGGGAAGAGAAGGGGAGGAACCAUCAGACAUCCUUCUUCCUACUGAGGCCGGAAAAAUGGGGAGAGGUGGGCAAGUGUCUCUUUUAAGUCCCUUUUUUUUGUUGUUGUUGCUGUGAAAAUGACUGAUUUUCACAAAUUCUUCUCGUAAACCUAAGCUCUUUGAAAAGCAAACACUAAGCAGCUCCAAAGAAACAACUCUAUUUUGUUUUGUGGAGUUGACUCUGAAGACUUAUUCCUAAAGUACUUCUGGAUUCAGUAAGUGAUCAAGCCAACAAUGGUCUACUAAAUAAUAAAGGCUAUUGUUUAGAACUGAAGAUGGUAAUACCAUGUUCCCAGCUAAACCCAGUGAUCUAGCUUUUUUAUCAUCUAAUAGCUUUUUCAGCUGUGGUCAGCUGAACCAAAUAGGAAUAUAAAGCUUUGCUGUUUUGUUCUGUUUGUGUUGUAGCUAUGAAAAUUACCCAUGAAAAGACAAUACAAUGGAGAGUAAGGGGGUUGGAUUUUUUUUCCCACCCUAGGAAAAGCAUGUAGCAAAUGGUAUUCUGCACAUUAGUGUGAGACAUCAGCCAGUCUAUUAAAUUCUUUGGAGAAGUCCUAAAGCAAUUGUAGAUAUGUAAAGAAAAUGUUAGUCCAGUGUGGGUGAUAACCAUUUUUCUUGAGAGUUCUGCUGUCAAUAAAUGUCUCCAGACAGUAUGGGACAUCGUUCUUCAAAUAACCUGUGAUUAGUCUUAGAACAGAAAGUGCCAUUUUA